GAGCGGGGCGCGGGCAGUCCCGGGCUGGCUCGGUCCGCCCGGCGAUCGCGCGGAUAUGGCGGCGCUGGCGACCGUGGCCAAGAAGGUGUGGAGCGCGCGGCGGCUGCUGGUGCUGCUCUUGGCGCCGCUCGCGCUGCUGCCGGUGGUCUUCGCCCUCCCGCCCAAGGAAGGCCGCUGCCUGUUUGUCAUCCUGCUCAUGGCGGUGUACUGGUGCACGGAGGCCCUGCCCCUCUCGGUGACAGCCCUGUUGCCCAUCAUCCUCUUCCCCUUCUUGGGCAUCCUGCCCUCCAACAAGGUCUGCCCCCAGUACUUCCUGGACACCAACUUCCUCUUCCUCAGCGGUCUGAUCAUGGCCAGCGCCAUUGAGGAGUGGAACCUGCACCGGAGAAUCGCCCUCAAGGUCCUGAUGCUCGUUGGGGUCCAGCCAACCAGGCUCAUCCUGGGGAUGAUGGUGACCACCUCCUUCCUGUCCAUGUGGCUAAGCAACACCGCCUCCACUGCCAUGAUGCUGCCCAUCGCCAGCGCCGUCCUGAAAAGUCUCUUUGGCCAGGAGACUCGGAAGGACCUCGGCCAGCAGAGCGAAGAGAACGCAGCUGCUGUGCGGAGAAACGGGCUGCACGCGGUGCCCACGGAGGUGCAGUUUCUUGCUGGCACGGAAGACAAAGACUGCCCUGAGGCGGAGGCUCCCUUGGACUGCAAGAAGGAGGGGGAAUACCACAGGAACAUCUGGAAGGGUUUCCUUAUCUCCAUUCCCUACUCAGCCAGCAUUGGGGGCACUGCCACCCUCACGGGCACGGCCCCCAACCUCAUCCUGCUUGGCCAGCUCAAAAGUUUCUUCCCACAGUGCGAUGUGGUGAAUUUUGGCUCCUGGUUCAUUUUUGCCUUCCCUCUCAUGCUGCUGUUCCUGCUGGCGGGCUGGCUGUGGAUCUCCUUCCUGUAUGGGGGAAUGACCCUGAGGGGCUGGAGGAGGAAGAAGAAAUCCGAGAUCAAGACGGAUGCAGAAGAUAGAGCUCGAGCAGUGAUUCGGGAAGAAUUCCAGAACCUGGGGCCCAUCAAGUUUGCCGAGCAGGCCGUGUUCACCCUCUUCUGCAUGUUCGCCAUCCUCCUCUUCUCCCGGGAUCCGAAGUUCAUCCCUGGCUGGGCCAGCUUCUUCACCCCUGGGUUUCUUUCCGAUGCUGUCACUGGAGUGGCCAUUGUCACCGUCUUGUUCUUCUUCCCGUCCCAAAGGCCCUCUCUCAAGUGGUGGUUUGACUUUAAAGCUUCUAACGCGGAGACAGAGCCCUUGCUGACGUGGAAGAAGGUCCAGGACACGGUGCCCUGGAACAUCAUCCUUCUCCUGGGAGGGGGCUUCGCCAUGGCCAAAGGCUGCGAGGAGUCGGGGCUAUCGGCGUGGAUCGGUGGGCAGCUGCACCCCCUGGAGAACGUGCCGCCCCCGCUGGCCGUGCUGCUCAUCACUGUUGUCGUCGCCUUCUUCACCGAGUUUGCCAGCAACACGGCCACUAUCAUCAUCUUCCUGCCCGUCCUGGCGGAGCUGGCCAUCCGCCUGAGGGUGCACCCCCUCUACUUGAUGGUCCCCGGCACAGUCAGCUGCUCCUAUGCCUUCAUGCUCCCAGUCUCGACGCCCCCCAACUCGAUUGCCUUCGCCUCUGGACACUUGCUGGUCAAAGACAUGGUGCGGACAGGCCUCCUGAUGAACCUGAUGGGCGUCCUGCUGCUCAGCUUGGCCAUGAAUACUUGGGCACAGACCAUCUUCCAACUGGGCACCUUUCCGGAUUGGGCCGACAUCCACUCAGUCAACAUCACAUCACUGCCGUCCGCCUUGCCCAACGACACAUUUCGGACCCUUUGAGCCCCGCUCCGGGACUCUCUUUGGGCUGGGCCCUCCCAGAAGGCUUUUGCCAUCACCCGCUGCUAGGAAACAAGCUCUCUGAGCUGUUCUGUGGCUAGGAUGCAAAGGAGCCUUAUUUCAGCAAUCUGGAAUGGUGUUUGUCUUAAACAGUUGGAAACGGGGGCCACCGAAUCGCAUGGGCACAACUGACAUCCCCCACUGCCUGCUUUAGGUUUCACUCUGGAGAGAUCAUCUCGCCUUUAGAGCUCGCCUGCCUCACAGAGGCUUUUGGGGCUGCGCUGUGCCAGUCCUUCACAGGUGGUGUGUGUUCUGCUCGGCUGGUGCCCCUCCCGUGCCCGUCGUUUGAAUUUUACCAAUCCCCGGCAGCUAGGGUUAUUGCCGAUCCCUGGAGACGGGGGGAGGGACAGAUGACUUCCUGAGGAGGUGGAGGCUGUGCAAAGCCUCCCUGCUGCUCCUCUGUGCGCCUGAGCACGCCAGGAGCGUUCUAGAAAUCCCAGCUGAUGCCUCUACCCACCCUGUUUAGGAUUUUCCUGUUUAAUCGAGUCAGUUUGACCGUAAUUCUGGGGUCAGGCCAAGCCUGGGCCCUAAUGUCUCACGAGUGGCCCAAGGUUCUUCCAGCAAGGACUCCUGUCCUUUGAGGGCCUUUGAGGCCAUCAGCCCUUCCUCGUUCCAGCAGCUGGUCUUUACCUCCCCACCCACACCCCAGGGGGUAAGCAUGUUUAAUGAGCCAAGGCCACGUAUUUCAGAGAUGAGAAAAAAAAAAAAAAAGUCAGAAGAUAGAUUGGAGCCUCGUAAGAGGCCAGGGUGAAAUUUCUCAGGCAGGCAAAAUAUCGUAACCCUCUUCUCCAGACGGGGUCAAGGGAGACUCCCCUGAGCCAGUGGCUGGUGGGAGCUGUCCUCCCUGUUUCCAGCAGAAACGUCUGGGCAUCCCCUUAGGUCCCAUGGGUGUUCAGAAAGUGGAAAGAGCGGCCCAGCGUUAGCCUGGCUCCAGCAAAGGUGCCAGGAAGGGGUCCAGAAGCAUUAUGUCUCCCCUUCCUACGCAUCUGAGGGUUGAGGUUCUCUGGGCAGCGUGGGCUGGGACUCAGUACGGUACGAGUGAGUCACAGAGGUUUCCCUGGGAGCAGGAGGGAGAGAGGAGAGGCCUCCAAGUUGGAGAAUGCGGUCCAUCUCUUCCCACGUGAGCACUUUAGUAUUUAGCCACGGUUACAGCCCAUGGGGGUCGGAGGCUGCUCUCCUGACGGGAGAAACCCAUGGGACCUGUAACCUGAUGAAUUGUGAUUUCGAAUCCUGAUUGAUUGAAAACGCUAUAAAAUAAAGAAUGUGAAUCAACAGUG
This is a messenger RNA of Herpailurus yagouaroundi (jaguarundi), 3183 nucleotides long. RefSeq names its product solute carrier family 13 member 3 (gene SLC13A3). Gene Ontology annotation, molecular function: succinate transmembrane transporter activity; sodium:dicarboxylate symporter activity; citrate transmembrane transporter activity. Gene Ontology annotation, biological process: citrate transport; succinate transmembrane transport. The transcript has 13 exons. Gene Ontology annotation, cellular component: plasma membrane. NCBI's taxonomy places the organism in Eukaryota, Metazoa, Chordata, Mammalia, Carnivora, Felidae. The coding region runs from base 56 to 1849 and encodes 597 amino acids. The record is from RefSeq and is a predicted model, not a curated record.